AUGCUGCCCACGCCACCUCCAUCACCUCAAUUGUCGACAUGUCUUCCACCUGAGGCACGAUUAGGAUGCAUCCUGGCUGGCCGUUUGGAGCUCACUUCGAUCCUCGGACACGGCGCAUUUGGCGUUGUCUAUCAGGCUGUUGACGUCUUGACCAACACUACCUACGCUGUGAAAGCUCUACCGAAAGCUGGUCUCGAUGCACGGCAAAAGCGGAUCCAGGGACGCGAGAUCGCUCUCCACUACCAAGCAAGCCAGCACCCAAAUGUGUUGGGCAUGCAAAGGAUCCUGGAGAGUCCGGACUGCACCUUCGUAGUUCUGGAGUAUUGCCCUGAGGGUGAUCUAUUUGCCAAUAUCACGGAACAAGGUCGGUACGUUGGAGACGACCAUCUGGCCAAGCACGUUUUCCUCCAAAUUUUGGACGCCGUGCGAUAUUGUCAUUCGGUUGGUAUCUAUCACCGCGACCUGAAGCCUGAGAAUAUUCUCGUAAAGGAUCAUGGCCACACCGUCAAGCUUGCCGAUUUUGGUCUCGCAACGAAAGAUAGCGUCUCGAACGACUACGGCUGUGGAUCUACUUUUUACAUGUCACCUGAAUGUGGCCAUAGCCAGCCCCACGCCCGCUACGCGACCGCUCCCAAUGAUGUCUGGAGCCUUGGCGUCGUUCUGGUCAACCUGACCUGUGGUCGCAAUCCAUGGAAGAAGGCCUCUCUUGAAGACUCGACCUUUCGUGCUUUCGUAAAGGAUCCAAAUUUCUUGAGAUCAAUUCUCAAUAUCACCCCCGAGCUCAACCACAUCCUGGAACGCAUCUUUGAGUGUGACAUUCGACGUCGCAUUGGCCUAGAUGAGCUACGGGAGUUGAUUGUUGCUUGCCCUCAAUUUACGACCUUCUACUCCGAAUUGGCACCUAGUCCACCCAGGUCGCCCGUCGAGUAUGCUCCUGCUACUGUUGAUGCCAUGGACUGUGCCGCCACUGCGCCAUCGUCACCCGAGACCGAUAUCCUCCGUCAGAGCCUCAGGUUCACCUCGCCCGCUUCCCAAUGGUCUAUGUUCUCGCCGUCCUCGAAACAAAACUCGAUCUACUCUACUACAUCCUCGGAUUCUGGAUACGACUCCGACGCUUCUUACACCGAAGUCUCCAAUAAUCAACCUUUCAACUUCUACGGUAACCUCAUACCGUUCCAGGAGCAGAACAAAGGCCCGUACUUCACACAUCAACCCUAUGUGGCCACCAACAUCACCGCAUAUUAA
Messenger RNA from Cyphellophora attinorum, 1245 nucleotides. RefSeq names its product Negative regulator of sexual conjugation and meiosis. Gene Ontology annotation, cellular component: cytoplasm. Gene Ontology annotation, biological process: peptidyl-serine phosphorylation; autophagy. Bases 1 to 1245 code for a protein of 414 amino acids. The transcript is spliced from 2 exons. Gene Ontology annotation, molecular function: ATP binding; protein serine/threonine kinase activity. The record is from RefSeq and is a predicted model, not a curated record. Lineage: Eukaryota; Fungi; Ascomycota; Eurotiomycetes; Chaetothyriales; Cyphellophoraceae.